AUGACGCACAAGGAACAGGGCGGGGCUCAGGACCCGCGAGCGGGGCAGAGGUGGGGCCGUGGCGGAGGCGGAGCCUGCGUCGGGUCAGUGUUCAGUCGCGCGGGCCGCGGGGCGGGGCCUGGCCGCGCUGACCGGGCCUGGCCUUCCUGGGAGACUGACCGAGCAGUGCGUCCGGAACCGCGGCGGCUUCAGUGCGUCCGCCGCACCGCUAGGGGGCAGCGCAGACUGACGGAGGACUCCGAGCCAGAGGGAGCGAGAUUCGGAUCUGCGCGGAGCCUGCACCCCGAGCAUCCUGGAGCCCAGCUUCAACAUGAGGGAGGGAGAAACCGAGGCACAGGAGGAACAGUGUCGCCUGUCUCUGACAGUCCAGGAACCCCGCCCACAGUGGGUUGGGUCGGGACUGAAGGGGUUAAACCCGCAGGGAAGCCUGGGGUUUCUGACCUCGGGGCAGAACCUGGGGCUUCCUCUCUCCUGGUGCUGCUGCUGCAGAGGUGGCAGAUUGCAGGUUUCCAUUCCUGGGGCGUGACCAUGCAGCUAGGCACGGCCCUGGUGCUGGGGGCAGUCCUGUGCCUGGGGUGUGGCCACCCCCUACUGCGGGCCCCCGCCCGCCCAUUCUCCGUGCUGUGGAACGUGCCCUCAGCACGCUGUGGAGCCCGCUUCGGCGUGCACCUGCCACUGGAGGCCCUGGGCCUCACAGCCAACCGUGCCCAGCGUUUCCACGGCCAGAACAUCACCAUCUUCUACAAAAAACAGCUGGGCUUCUACCCCUACUUUGGGCGCAGGGGCACAGCUCACAACGGAGGCAUCCCUCAAGCGGUGCCCCUUGACCACCACCUGGCACGGGCUGCCUACCAGAUCCGCCGCAGCCUGGGAACUGGCUUCGCUGGCCUGGCGGUGCUGGACUGGGAAGAAUGGUCCCCACUCUGGGCCGGGAACUGGGGCCGCCACCGAGCCUAUCAGGAUGCCUCCUGGGCUUGGGCACAGCGGGUGUUCCCCCACCUGGACCCCCAGGAGCAGCUGCGCAAGGCCCGAACUGGCUUUGAACAGGCGGCCCGGGCCCUGAUGGAGGGCACUCUGCGGCUGGGCCGGGCGCUGCGGCCCCGCGGGCUCUGGGGUUUCUACCGCUUCCCGGCCUGCGGCAACGGCUGGCACGGUGCGGGUUCCAAUUACACGGGCCACUGCCACUCGGCCACCCGUGCCCGCAACACCCAGCUGCGCUGGCUCUGGGCUGCCUCCAGCGCCCUCUUCCCCAGCAUCUACCUCCCGCCCAGGCUGCCGCCCACUCACCGCCAGGCGUUCGUCCGCCACCGCCUGGAGGAGGCCUUCCGAGUGGCCCGCGCCGGGCACCCACAGCCCCUGCCUGUCCUGGCCUACGCCCGCCUCACGUCCCGGAGCUCUGGCAGGUUCCUGUCCCAGGAUGACCUCGUGCAGACCGUCGGCGUCAGCGCAGCACUGGGGGCCGCCGGCGUGGUGCUCUGGGGAAACCUGGGCAUCUCCAGCUCUGAGGAGAAGUGCUGGCAUCUUCGUGACUACCUGGUGGGCACCCUGGGCCCCUAUGUGAUUAAUGUGACCAGGGCGGCCACAGCCUGCAGUCACCAGAGGUGCCAUGGCCAUGGGCGCUGUGUCUGGGGAGAUCCAGGACAGCUGGAAGCCUUUCUACACCUGCGGCCAGAUGGCAGCCCUGGAGCUUGGGAGUCCUUCCGCUGCCGGUGCUACUGGGGCUGGGCAGGCCCCACCUGUCAAGAGCCCAGGCCUAAACCCGGGCCUGAAGAAACAGCAUGAAGCCAGGACACCUGCCGCCGCCCUCUGGCCCCUGCUGCCUUUCCCAGUCCUUGAGGGCUCUGUCCCACUCCGUGCUCUUCAGCUUAGCCAGUCCUCCCACCCACACACCCUGCUCCCCACGGGUCCCUGGGGAGUGGAAGACGUCAGAAGGGAACAUUUACACCUGUAGACCCAGAGGCUCUCUGAGAUCACCUGAUCCCUCCUACAAAGCAAGCAGUCCCAGGGAGAGAGAGACGAGGUUCCAGAUGGUUAGGGUUGCCAACGCAGGGCUCUCUGUUCCUACAUGUCACCGGGCCCACGGAGAGGUGGAAGGAGACCUGUCCCAGGGCAGGUGGGCCUCAGGAUCUUGGCUAAGGUCUGCGCGCGCUUAAACUGUUGUCUGUACUUUGCUUUCAUCAUAAAGUCGCUUUUUCUUUCAC
Molecule: messenger RNA, 2201 nt
Organism: Phyllostomus hastatus (greater spear-nosed bat)
Lineage: Eukaryota; Metazoa; Chordata; Mammalia; Chiroptera; Phyllostomidae
Gene: HYAL3
Product: hyaluronidase 3
Exons: 5
Coding region: 1-1782 (593 amino acids)
Biological process (GO): hyaluronan catabolic process; carbohydrate metabolic process
Cellular component (GO): acrosomal vesicle
Molecular function (GO): hyalurononglucosaminidase activity
Source: RefSeq, a predicted model, not a curated record